This is a messenger RNA of Ustilaginoidea virens, 420 nucleotides long. RefSeq lists its product as uncharacterized. Bases 1 to 420 code for a protein of 139 amino acids. Lineage: Eukaryota; Fungi; Ascomycota; Sordariomycetes; Hypocreales; Clavicipitaceae. The transcript has a single exon. The record is from RefSeq and is a predicted model, not a curated record.
AUGCGAGGCCGCGCAGUGCUGCCCAACGGUGGAUCGGUGCAUCGGAUCGCACCACCAGGCACGCAGCCCCUGAUGGUAAAAGCCGACAAAGACGACAAAGACGACAAAGACGACAAAGACGACAAAGACGACAAAGACCAGGCGACGGUUCAAUGCUUGCCUCGAGUCGUGAAUCCGACCGGCCGGCAAGGCAAGCUGGUCGGUCCCGCCAGGCGCCAGCCACCCACGAGUUCCCGCUUGGCACCAGACGCUGUGCGACGCUGCGACGCUGCGACGCUGCGACGCUGCUACGCUGCUACGCCGCGUCCGCAGGCGUCCGCAGGCGUCCGCAGGCCUGGUCCGCAGGUGUCCGCUCCGCCGGUAGCAGCCCGGUGGCCAGGCCGGCCGAUCAUCGGCGCACUCGCAGCCGCGCAUGAGUAA